This is a messenger RNA of Anopheles funestus (African malaria mosquito), 6923 nucleotides long. RefSeq names its product UHRF1-binding protein 1-like. The coding region runs from base 839 to 5413 and encodes 1524 amino acids. The transcript has 16 exons. The record is from RefSeq and is a predicted model, not a curated record. NCBI's taxonomy places the organism in Eukaryota, Metazoa, Arthropoda, Insecta, Diptera, Culicidae.
ACAAAAUCAAAAAGGACUUGGGUGAAGAAAGGGCACUGUAUAAGAAGAAGAUUUGUUUUCACUACGUUCGGAUAGCUCGGGAAGGACGUACAUUUAUCGUCCUCUUGUUUUCCGCUAACAAACGCAUUUUCCGUUCUCUUAUCAGCAACGAUUAAACGUUGUAGCUUGUGUCCGCGGCGUGCGUGGCAACCAUCGAAGCAUAGACCUGUCGAUGAUGCGUAACGCAGAGUAGGCAAAGUGAAAAGAUUGUUUCCAGUGGCAACCCCGAAGGCCUAUUGUUUCUUGGUGUAAGGGUAUGGCAAGGGCAAACGGAAACCCGUAAACGGAGUCAGAAAGGAAUUUACAUCACUCCGUACACUAGCGGCAGUAGGCAAUUCACGCAGUUCCGAAGUGUUAACGAUGGCAUGAUUCAGUGCUAGGUUGGGGUGGGAAAAGUGAAAAAGUGUCAAUCGAAUAUAGAAAGGAAGGUGUUCCAGGCCUUCUCCUGGAAGGUGUGUGUGUUUGUGUGUGAUCAGCCUGAAUGUGUGUGGUCGAUUUUUACCCCUUGUCAUGUGCGAUGCACAUGCCAGCAUCGUCAUUCCCAGGCAUGUGAUAAGAAGGGUGGCAGAAGGGUGCAAGUGUUUCCGGAAGUAGCAGUGCUGCGACUCAAGUGCCGCUGGAAAGUUAGACCGGCCACAGAAAAAGUGUUUAUGUGUGUGAGAGAAAGAGAGAGAGAGAGAGUAAGCGAGCGAGGGUGGUAAAAUAAAGAAAAGCGCAUCCCAUACUUCCCCCCGAUAGUGUGUGCAGUGAAGGCAAUCGAAGGCGAAAAUCCGAGAGCCUUGGUCAAAGUGGCGCAACAAUGGUGUCCAUUAUAAAGAAUCAACUGCUCAAGCAUCUCUCCCGCUACACGAAGAACUUAUCGCCGGAUAAGGUGAACCUGAGCGCAUUCCGGGGCGAAGGUGAACUCUCCAAUCUGCAGCUGGACGAGAAUGUGCUGACGGAACUGUUGGAGCUACCCGCUUGGUUACGGUUGACGUCCGCUUGGUGCAAUCAUGUCUCGUUUCGAAUAUCCUGGACCAAGCUGAAAAGCACACCGAUUAUGCUGACACUUGAUGAGGUGAACAUAACGAUAGAAACAUGCGAAAUAGCACGGAGCGGAACACCAACCGCCGGGCUUUCCAGCCUGGCGGUACCUCAGGGGAAAUACAGCUUUAUACACAAGGUCAUCGACGGCAUUACGAUCGCGGUGAACACGGUGAACGUGAAUCUAAAAAGUCCCGCCUUUACCGCCUCGGUACAAAUGUCCCGAAUACGGGUGGAAUCCCGCACGCCCAAAUGGCUGCUCGGUGAUCUGCGCGUGACAAGACUGAAGGAUCCAACCCGCGGCAUGAUACUGAUCUUUAAGGAAAUUUCUUGGCAGACGGUACGCAUCGAGGCAAGCAGCACCCAGGACCUCAGCCUCACACCGUUGCGCCUCCUAACGAAUCAAGCCCGGUGUCGCAUCACGAUCAAGAAGCGGUUGACCGACUGUAGUAUCGUUGCCAGCCGGUUGGUGCUGAUUCUGGACGAUCUGCUCUGGGUGCUGACGGAUUCACAACUCAAGGCUGCACUCCAUUUCGUAGACUCGCUGACCGGCCUAAUCAAAGCAUCGACGAACGUGGUGCAGCGGGUAAAGGCACAGAGGAAGCUGGAAACGCUGCCCGAGUAUCAGGCACAGCUGGACCAAUCGAAGAAGGUGCCGGACACGCAACAGCUGUCCGCCGCCCAGCGUUACUUCAACAUUUACGACAUGCGGGAAACGUCGUAUCACUUCUUUAGUCAGCGCAUUGAUCUGCAUCUGUGUGAUGAUGUCGGUGUGGGACGGUCCAGCCAUCCUAACCUAACGGACGGUGGAGCAUUGCAGAUUUCCGUGCAGCGCUUCCACAUCGAUUACUAUCCGUACCAUUUGGCGAAAGCCGAUCGAUCCCACUGGCCAAAAUAUCGUGAGGCAAGCAUACCACCCGCGUUUUGGCUGAAGCAAUCAUUAAACACCUUCAGGGAAACCAUUCUAAACCUAAGUCAACCAAAUCGACCACCGCAGCAUGCAUCAUUGGAAAGAACAACAAACUUAGGUCAACAGCAAGCGACACCGGCAUCACCUGCACCGAUGGGGCAUCAGCGUGGCGCUAGUACGGCAGGCACCAACGGUACCAAUCAACCGGCAACCCAAUCCGUUCCCGGUACACCAACCAGUGGCAGCAGCCAUAGUACUGUUUCACCGAUGAAAAAACACGUCCUAGACAAUCUGGCAAAGCUAAUGUGUGCCUGCGUAGUGAUGAAAAUCGAAGAGUUUACACUGUACCGCGUGACGACGUCCGGGAACAAACAGAUGCCAAAAGAGUUUGUUGCAGCUCAAAACAAGCGGAAGAAAGCUGAUCGGGACAGAGUACCACCGGAUAUGGCUACACUACAUGCAGAAUUUACGUACUUUUACUACCCUGGAGACUUUGUCUUUCCAUUACCACCCUCGAAAGCGUUCGUUCACAUCAACCCCGUACAAGUGCACUUUCACCUGGACAGUCUGCUCUGGCUGAGCUCGUUCAUACUGAACCUGCAUGAGAGCCUUCUGCGUACGAACAACGUCACGAGCGGGCUCAAUUCUCCGUCCACACCUUCCAGCACGACGGACAGCGAACAGCAACCCAACAUCAUGUACAUGGACGUGAAGGUGGAAUGCAUCAUGCCACGGUUAAUAUUCGAAGCCGCUCCGGGUGCACCACAGCAACGGGAUCGACCAAAAGCGAUGCACGUCGAAGUGUCACGGUUUGCUCUGACCAACAUCCGGGAGACGGGUUCAUCGCGGGCGGAUCUUGCCCAAGCAAUAUCGUCACUGCAGGAGGGUAGUCUUGUGUUCGGUUCCGGCUUUCCUUCGAAACCGGGCGAUUUGUGUAUCGUUACCGAUCGGAUACUGGCACACAUAGCGGCAACGGAUGUGGGCGGAGGGCUAAAUGGAACGGUGUUGAACGGAGACGAUGGGCUGCAAUCGGCUUUUAGCAAUCUUACACGUUACGCGACGUGGCGGGAACCACGGGAUGUAUGGUGUUUGAAGCUGGAUCCCGUUUGGGUGGAGUUUUACGGUGCCCGUUCGAUCGGUCCAAGCCGAGCGAUACCAUUUGUCGAUGCGGUACCGGUUACAAUUUGGCUGCAUGGACGCUCGGAUGAAAUACCCGAACUGAUUGCACCGGAGGCCAUUGUCGGUGGUGUGGAGCGAGGCGAUGUUAGCAAGCGUAUUCACAAUAGCAAUAAUUCCAUUUCCAACAAAUCGAGCGAAAGCAGUCUCAUCCUGUCCGUUAGCAGUUUAAAACAAUCACUAGAUUUAGAGUCGACGCCACUCGGUAGCAGCUACUGGGGUGGUGCUGGCAGUACGGUGCUGGAUGAUGAAAAGCGCAAACGUUUUUCAACCGCUUCGGUGCAGGGGUGUGAGGCGAGAACCCAACCGCAGCUGCCCACGGCAUUUCCAUCGGUCGAGGCGGACAGUGAGACGGACAAUCGGAUGGCCGAUCUGCACGUCAUCGCUCACGUUUCCAACCUAGUUAGUGUUCAAAUCGAUCAUUAUCAGUAUCUGUUUUUGCUUCGGCUGGCCGAAGAGUUGACUGAGUUGGCCACAUUUCUGUCGCUCGAUUCGAAGCGAAUUUUGCAAGCGGCAAAUACGGAAAAAUCGAUUAUUGUUGGCUGUGUGAUACCGCAGGUGGAAGUUUCGCUCGUGAUGCCUUCCCAAACACCCGGCAAGGAGUCGAGUGGUGGUGACGGUGAAAGCGUAUUACCAGAUUCGGCCAGUUUAGGUUCUGGGUGGCCAAAUUCGAUGGACCAAACAAGAAAUUCUAACAUUUUUAGCAGUACCGAAUGUCCCUCCCCAAUCGCAACAGAACCACCGGUGGAAGUACAUCACAUUUCCAAUCCCAAUACCCACGGACACAAUGUACAGAUACAAAGCAUACCGACGACUUCCUCUACGUCGGGCGUUGCCUCGGUUGAAACGCCGUCCUCUUCUUCGAUCAUUGUAACAGCUCGAACCGUCGGUGCUACGAAUGUGACGACCCCAAUCCAGGCUCAGCAGGUUAUAAUACAGCCACAAUCGAAGGCGCGCAAUUCUACCACCGAUUCGUCGUCAUUCUCGAAGGAUAUCAACUCCGGUCUUAGCUCCAUGAAGAAGGGCUUCUCGCAUCUGAUGACCUCGAUCGAUUCUGCGCUCAAGACUAACACGUCGGAUGAUAUCAGCGAUACGCUAUCGGUACAGUCGGAUCUUAGCUCCGAUUCGGAACUGCAGCGUGUUCUGGAUGAUACGGAAAAGACAACCGAUUGCUUGGACGCCAUGUUUAAGUUGUAUCCGUUCGGGCAGGAAAGCACCAUAAAAAUGGCUCCGAUCGAGGUGGCAAGUGAGGUGUGUGAAGAUCCGUUCCUGACAAACAUGUCCUCACCGUCCGAUCCGUCCGAAAGCAGCAGUCUAAAACGACGAGAUAUCGUAUCGAUGGUGACGUUUAGAUUAACCACCGUGGAAGUUAUUCGCCAGAAUGUUGGAAAUGGUUCGUCACUCCGAUUGCAGGUAUCCGCGAUAAGCUGUGAUGAGUGUGGGGCGAUACCGUGGGACGAAUUUCAGGGUGGCCACCGUAAGAGCAAGACCAAGUUCGGAACUAGAUGUAGAGCAUGGAACAUUGCACCGCAUAAUCCGGAAGCACCGCCUUGUGUUGCGAUUAGAUUAGAGGAAGAGCUCACCCUGCCGGCUGAUUCGUGCAAAAUCACUGACAAGAAGACAAUCCUGAGCUGGUUCAAGCGCAAGCUGAACGUUGAGGUAAAAGAUAUAGAUAUGCAGCUGUCCAUGAGCACCGUCGUGGGUUUGGGUGAUCUGGCCGAGGAUGAAAUGAUACCGACACCGAUACCGAUGGAGGUGACGGUGGAGAAUGUAAAGAUCAAUCUGAUAGAGGAUCGUCCACCGGUUAACAUUACAUCGCCGGGAUCGUUGCCGGUCAAUCUAGCCAUCGGACGGGUGCUUCUAACACGUGACGAAGCAGGUGUAUUCUACGUGCAGCCUACGUUCGGUAGCAAAGCGGACGACAGCGUGGACAGUGGCAAACGGAAGCUGAAUCGUUCCGACACCGAGGUUAAGCGAGAACGCGAUCGUGAGGUAAAAUCACUACAUCUGGUACUGCAGCAGCUGAAGCAGGACAAUGACAGUCUAAAGAAACAAUUGACUGAAAACGAGCGAACGUCGGAAAGCAAUAGGAUGAAAGUUCGACAAGAGAACGAAGUACUGAGAAACUACCUGAAGGCUGCCCAGGACGAUAUCACUACACUGCUUGACGAGAAGCGUACCUUGAUGGCGACGAUCAAAUCGCUUCAGGAUCAGCUAACAUCGUUGAGUGACGUGCAGCUGGGCCAGCAGGACGGCAAAAGAUAGCAUAACUGCAUGGACUGUAUACAGUGCUGCGGUGAAAAUCCAUUCUAAGGCCGGUACGCAUCGUGUCCGGCAGCAAUGGAGUCUUGAAGGAUGGCGAUGGAGAUGACCAGCUGCUUCCAUGCGCCUUCUUAAGAGUACGAAUUAUAACGUGGUGGUAUAUGAGGUGGUAUAUGGUGGACUUUAGUCAACGAGCAAGAACGGGCAACGUCUAGUGUGGUUUGUUCCAGUUUAUCACAUGUUUCGGUUCCUAUUCUUUGCUAGCUAGGAAUUGCUCCAAAGAGAAAAUGUGUUAUCCUGUUACUGUUUCUGUUGAUCAUACUUUGCAGGAGGAAUGAAAUGUUACGUGAGUGAAUUGCAUUUGAUACAUGUGUGAAUGACUGCUGUCCAACAUCAGGCAACUAAACGUGAAAUGAAUCUAAUUGUACGUUAGACCGUACUAGCUAGUCCGCAGCAUCUUUUACCCCACCGUUUGUAGCAUGUAUGAGUAAACAGUCUCGUUUUGUGGACGAACAGUCUACACAACCGAUCAUGUUCGAUGAUCGCCCUUCAUUUACAAAAAAGGCUUAAUGUAUGCUUAAAAAGUAUUCGGUGAGAAACGGUUGUUAUCCUGUCUAUUGUUACUGAUUUGUCAAAAAAGGAAACAAAAACACAACCAAAUAUCAAUGCGUUAUUGCCAUGAAUUGAAUGAAUUCGUUUUAAAACUGUUCAACCAAAAAAAAAACAAAAGAAAGUAAAGAUACAUACACGCUUGCUGUACAUUGUGUGAUGCACAACAGAACAUGCUAGCAAUAACAAAUACUGUGCUAACGUGUCUUUACCGAUCGUUAGGGAACGAACAGGCACUUGUAUGGGAAAUAUGUUGUCUUACUUAAAUACCCAUUCCUUCCAAACACGUUGUGAAUAGAAUGCACUACUACCGUUACAAUCUUGUUUUAGCAAUAGCGAUGAGAUAGGGAACGAUUUAGCCAAGAUUAAGUGUGAUAUUAAUUUUACCUGCCGUUUUGUUUCACUGUCAGAUGUCCCGUACUAAGCUAGGUAAGCGUUAAACAGAAAACCGAAACGAAAACGUGUUGAAAGUACAGAAGCGUCGUAGCAUAGUUAACCAUUUCCCGCACAGGCGGGAGAACAGUCAACAUAAAACUUAUAUAUUUAGGAUAGGAAUUCGCAAUACACAAAACAAUGGUGCGGGAAUGUUUACGAUAAAGUUUGUUCAGCACAGUGGUAAGGGAAAUUGAAACAAUGCAACAAGUGCUAGUGUGUAAGUGAUAUGAUGAUGCAACUAUUCCCCAAAAUGCAACUGCAUUGAUGAGUGACGGUUUUUAGUUAACUCUUUCUCUCGUGAUACACGAUUAACCCUUAUCCUCCGUAGCUAGAGUUCGUUGUACAAAAGGAAGAUGCAAUGUGUGGAUAUAUUUUGAAGUACCAGAACGGAACGAAUUAUACAAAAAAAAACAGACAGGCACUAGAAUAGGAAUGAACCAAAUAUAUUAUACACGCGGCAUACGAAACC